AUGAGUCAACCUAGCAUAUUGGACCGACUUUCGGCGCUCGACACCAAUACAGUGUCCGAUGCCUUGGAUUUUUUAGGCCUUCAAGGAGCCACAUACGGCCUGCGGCCACUCUGGGACUGUCCGAAGAUUGUUGGACGCGCAAGCACAGUGAAAGUGGGCCCAAAGACUGAUGCUGCUCCCACGGCCCAUCUUCUCACCCCAGUCAUAGAUGCGGUAAAGACGGAUGAUCGCAUUCUCGUCGUCUCCGGAGGCAUAGAUGGCAUCUCGUGCUGGGGUGAUAUUCUCGCCAAUGCCUCGAAAGCGAAACGCAUCCGUGGAACCAUUAUCGAUGGCAUGAGUCGUGACAUCGACGGCAGCCGUGAGGUCGGCUAUCCCGUUUACGGUCGUGGCGUGACUAUGAUCAGCGCGCGCAAUCGACUGGUGCAAGUUGAUUCCGGUACACCGCUGCAGAUACGCGGCAUCAUGGUCAACCAAGACGACUAUGUUAUCGCCGAUAGAUGUGGGACAGUGUUCGUCCCGGCGAAGCGCAUUGAAGAGGUCCUGGAAUUGGGCGAGCAGAUCGACCGUCGCCAGAGCCUUAUGAUCCAGGCCGUUCGAGCCGGUCAACCUGUGUCAGAGGUCAUGCAUGACACGCAAUUUGAAGCCAUCCGCGAGAGUACACCGUCAUUAACAGUCGCAACACCCGCGCGAUCUUCCACUCGAAAUCCCAAGAAAGCUAGUGCCGAGGAUCAAGAGUUGGUAGCGCUGUUCGCCGAUUCAGACACCCCUGGGGUCUCUGACGCGCUUGAUAAGCUUGGGAUUCCGGGACAGGCGUUCGGUAUUAUGCCUUUGACAGACUACAAAAAGGUCACCGUCGGGCCGGCUUUCACUGUUCGUUAUGUACCCGCCAGCGAGCCGCCAGGAAGCGUUGGCGAUUUCAUCGACGACGUUGCCAUCGGCGAUGUGGUAGUCAUCGACAACGGUGGUCGCACCGAUUGUACUGUUUGGGGCGACAUAAUGACUCAGUACGCCGGCAUACGAGGCGUUGCUGGAGCUGUUAUCGACGGUGUGUGCCGCGAUGUGAACCGUGCGAUCGAAGAUGACUACCCGCUUUUCACCGCUGGACGUUGGAUGCGAACCGGCAAGGACCGGGUUCAAGUGGGAGGGGUCAACGAGUCGAUCGGCAUCGGCAAGGUACGUGUCAACCCUCGCGAUAUCGUUGUUGCCGAUGCAAACGGUGUCGUUAUUGUUCCGCGCGAUCGAGCGCGUGAGGUGGCCGAAAUCGCACGAAGGAUCGAGCAAAGUGAAGCCGGCAUCCGAGAAAUGAUCGCUGGCGGAGCCACAAUCUCAGAGGCGCGAGAGAAACUCGGUUAUCACACGCUGCAGCGUAAGGGAUAA
Aspergillus udagawae is the source of this 1377-nucleotide messenger RNA. Its product is annotated as RraA family protein. The transcript has a single exon. Lineage: Eukaryota; Fungi; Ascomycota; Eurotiomycetes; Eurotiales; Aspergillaceae. Bases 1 to 1377 code for a protein of 458 amino acids. The record is from RefSeq and is a predicted model, not a curated record.